This is a messenger RNA of Trichomonas vaginalis G3, 390 nucleotides long. RefSeq lists its product as uncharacterized. The coding region runs from base 1 to 390 and encodes 129 amino acids. NCBI's taxonomy places the organism in Eukaryota, Parabasalia, Trichomonadida, Trichomonadidae. The record is from RefSeq and is a predicted model, not a curated record. The transcript has a single exon.
AUGACUGAGACUCCACCUCCACCACCGCCUCCUCAAGGUAACCCAGCUCCACCUGAUGCCCCAGCACAGUAUCCAUAUCAAGUACCACCUGCAAACGGUCAACCUGCUAAUGCACCGCAAGCAAAUUUCCAGCCUCCACCACCACCGCCUCAACAGGCUGGUCAAUAUGCACCACCACCACCAGGACAAUACCCGCCACCUGGACAGUACCCACCUGGCCAAUAUCCACCACCUCCGCCUGGUCAAUAUCCUCCGGGUCAAUAUCCACCACCUCCACCUGGUCAAUAUCCGCCUGGCCAAUACCCGCCUGGUCAAUAUCCACCACCUCAAGAACAAAAGAAAGAUAAAAAGAAGAAGAAAGAUAAGAAAGGGAGGCGGCCUCGGCUUUGA